Messenger RNA from Nerophis ophidion (straightnose pipefish), 5998 nucleotides. RefSeq names its product FBJ murine osteosarcoma viral oncogene homolog B (gene fosb). The record is from RefSeq and is a predicted model, not a curated record. Gene Ontology annotation, cellular component: nucleus. NCBI's taxonomy places the organism in Eukaryota, Metazoa, Chordata, Actinopteri, Syngnathiformes, Syngnathidae. The transcript is spliced from 5 exons. Gene Ontology annotation, biological process: regulation of transcription by RNA polymerase II. Gene Ontology annotation, molecular function: RNA polymerase II cis-regulatory region sequence-specific DNA binding; DNA-binding transcription factor activity, RNA polymerase II-specific. The coding region runs from base 206 to 1465 and encodes 419 amino acids.
UACGUCAGCGGAACCCCGAGGCGGGACUUAAAUGCCGCGGUUGUAGGCUUACCCGAGGAGGAUUCAUUCAUAAGACCAAAUCUGCUUCUUUGUACCGUAAUUUUAUCCUCUAUCCACCGCCAAACGGACUUUAUGGAUCCAACGCAGUGAGGAAGGAAGAACCGAGGACAUUUUUUUGGGCGGGAAAGUGGAUUAAAUAUUCUCCAUGCAACUUUUUUGGAAAGACAGCAGGAGCAGCUCCGCGGAAAACAGCAAAAACUCUAAUAACGGUGCCCCCGGGGAGAUGUACCAAGGGUUCCCCGGCGACCACGACAGCGGUUCCCGCGGAAGCUCAUCCCCGUCCAUAGAGUCCCAGUACCUUUCCUCCGUGGACUCCUUCGGGAGCCCGCCGACCACCACAGCUCCCCAGGACUGUGUGUCAGCUGGAGCUGGCUUGAGCAUUGUGGGCAGCGGGCCAGGAUCCAGCGGCGGAGGGGAGAUGCCCGGCUCAUUUGUGCCAACUGUCACCGCCAUCACCAGCAGCCAGGACCUGCAGUGGAUGGUUCAGCCCACGCUGGUUUCCUCCCAGGCCUCGGGACAGAGCGGCACCACCGGCACCUCCACAAUGACACAGCCGGUGUCCCUGGUUGACCCAUACGACAUGCCGGGCCCGAGUUACUCCUCCGGGUCCGGAUUCACCCCGCCCAGUUCGGACGCCCCCGGUCCGGCCACGGGUCCCAUUCGCCACUCCAGGACCCGUAGUCGUCGCACGCGAGACGAGUCUGUGAGUGAAGACGGAGAUGUUGGUGUGUUACUGUCCCCGGAAGAGGAGGAGAAGCGGCGUGUCCGUCGAGAGAGAAACAAACUGGCCGCCGCCAAAUGCAGAAACCGGCGGCGGGAACUCACAGACAGACUGCAGUCGGAGACAGAUAACCUGGAGGAGGAGAAGGCCGAGCUGGAGGCGGAGAUCUCCGAGCUCCAGAAGGAGAAGGAGCGCCUGGAGUUCGUGUUGGUGGCCCACCAGCCCAACUGCAAGAUCCUCUACCAGGAGCAGCCUCAGCCGGGCUCCACGCCGCUGCCCGCCCAGACCUUACAGCCCUCUGCCUCCAUUGCGAGCUUGGCGGCGAAGGAAGACUCUUUCUUUCUCCCCGCCGCCUACACAACAGUCCACCCGGCCUCCUCGCAGUCGCAGCAGCAGCAGCAGCAGCAGCAGCCCGGGAUGAUACAGGAGGUAGAGUUUUCUCCUUCUUUCUAUGGCUCGAGUGAGGCGCUGACGCUCGGCCUCAUGGCCGGCGACGGGGGCGACGGCGGUUGUGGUGGCGGUGACCGUGACGAUGCGACCGUUGCCGACCACAGCACCUCAUACACAUCUUCAUUUGUGUUCACCUACCCAGAGGGAGCCUGCGGGGUCAGUGCCAACCAUCGGAACAGCAGUAGCGAGCAGUCAUCCGAUUCCUUGAACUCGCCCUCCCUGCUGGCGCUCUGACUCACCGACAAAACGCGCGUCACUUACUCUUUGAGCGCUCUUGCAGAUUGAGUCAAAGAAACACAAAAAUUUAAGAAUCCCAGCGACGAGCCAUGCCGACUUGAGCGUGGCGCUACGUGAAUCCGACACGUUAGACCCGUGUGCGCCCACCUCGUUCCCUCUGAGGCCCCCCCCCCUUCCAUUCACUCCUUCAUCCCUCCCUCCUCUUUUUGAAGACUUGUAUUAGCGCACAAAAGGAGGAGAGACAGAUCGCACUCACCGCCGCUAAGCCUUCAUCCCGGCUUUUUUUUUUUCCUUACAAUUCCUCUGCCAUGCUUCUCCUCCUCUGUCUCUUGUGUUUCUCCCCCUCUACCUCUCUCUCUCUCUCUCUAAAGUCCCCGACCCCCGAGAGCCCGAAGACCCCCAAGAGUCCUUGGAACCUUGAGUGAAAACACACACAGACCACCUUAACCUGUCACCUUAAGACGCAGAAGACCUGGAUCAGGAUUCUGGAUUCCUAAAGAACUCACGCCCCCUCCAUACACCCCCCCUCUCCUGGACACACACACACACACACACACACACACACACACACACGUUCUUGCCGUUCUGAAAUUCUUGAGACCUGAAAAAAAAAUGCCUCCCUCUUAAGGACCAGCCUUUCUAGAUAUUAAAGAUGUGUAUUUACAACAUUUUGCAAGAAAAGUUUAACAUUUGGGCAAUUUUAUGGAAAGAGUCGUAAUUUUACUCGACAAAAGUCACAACUUUGCAAGAAAAGUUCUCAACUUUUGGCACCAUUAUAAUAAUAAUAGGAAUUUUACUCUGCGAAAUUAUGCCAAGUCAUCAUUUUACUCAAAAAAUUGUCACUAUUUUACAAGAACAACAAGAAAAUUGGCAAUAUUGUGAUAAAAUUCAAUUAAAUAUAAAUACAAGAACACACACACACACACACACAUGUUCUUGCCGUUCUGAAAUUCUAGAGACCCGAGAAAAAAUGGCUCCCUCUUUAGCACCAGCCUUUCUAGAUAUUAAAGAUGUGUAUUUACAACAUUAAUAAUAUAUACAUACUAUGCAAAUAUAAAAAAGCUUGUUGUGAAAAAUGAGUUGGAAUUUCACAAGUAAAAUGUCACAGGGAAAAAGUUGGAAUUUUACUCAAUAUCAGUCGCAAUUUAACAAGAAAAGCUUAACAUUUGGGCAAUUUUAUGGAAAGAGACGUAAUUUUACAAAAGUCCCAACUUUGCAAGAAAACUUCUCAACUUUUGGCACCAUUAUAAUAACAAUCGGAAUUUUAUUUUGCGAAAUUAUGACAAAAGUCAUAAUUUUACUAAAAAAAUUGUCACUAUUUUACAAAAACAACAAGAAAAUUAUCAAUAUUGUGAUAAAAUUCAAUUAAAUAUAAAUACAAGAACACACACAUGCACGCACGCACACACACACACAUACACACACACACACACUCACACACACACACACACACACACACACACGUUCUUGCCGUUCUGAAAUUCUUGAGACCUGAGAAAAAAUGCCUCCCUCUUUAGGACCAGCCUUUCUAGAUAUUAAAGAUGUGUAUUUACAACAUUAAUAAUAUAUACAUACUAUGUAAAUAUAAAAAAGCUUGUUGUGAAAAAUAAGUUGGAAUUUCACAAGUAAAAUGUCACAGGAAAAAAGUUGAAAUUUUACUCAAAAUCAGUCGCAAUUUUACAAGAAAAGCUUGACAUUUGGGCAAUUUAAUGGAAAGACUCGUAAUUUUACUCGACAAAAGUCACAACUUUGCAAGAAAAGUUCUCAACUUUUGGCACCAUUAUAAUAAGAAUCGGAAUUUUACUCUGCGAAAUUAUGACAAAAGUCAUCAUUUUACUCAAAAAAUUGUCACUAUUUUACAAGAACAACAAGAAAAUUGGCAAUAUUGUGAUAAAAUUCAAUUAAAUAUAAAUACAAGAACACACACACAUACACACACACACACACACGUUCUUGCCGUUCUGAAAUUCUUGAGACCUGAGAAAAAAAUGCCUCCCUCUUUAGGACCAGCCUUUCUAGAUAUUAAAGAUGUGUAUUUACAACAUUAAUAAUAUAUACAUACUAUGCAAAUAUAAAAAAGCUUGUUGUGAAAAAUAAGUUGGAAUUUCACAAGUAAAAUGUCACAGGAAAAAAGUUGAAAUUUUACUCAAAAUCAGUCGCAAUUUUACAAGAAAACCUUAACAUUUGGGCAAUUUAAUGGAAAGACUCGUAAUUUUACGCGACAAAAGUCACAACUUUGCAAGAAAAGUUCUCAACUUUUGGCACCAUUAUAAUAAGAAUCGGAAUUUUACUCUGCGAAAUUAUGACAAAAGUCAUCAUUUUACUCAAAAAAUUGUCACUAUUUUACAAGAACAACAAGAAAAUGGGCAAUAUUGUGAUAAAAUUCAAUUAAAUAUAAAUACAAGAACACAUACACACACACACACACACACAUUCUUGCCGUUCUGAAAUUCUUGAGACCUGAGAAAAAAAUGCCUACCUCUUUAAGACCAGCCUUUCUAGAUAUUAAAGAUGUGUAUUUACAACAUUAAUAAUAUAUACAUACUAUGCAAAUAUAAAAAAGCUUGUUGUGAAAAACGAGUUGGAAUUUCACAAGUAAAAUGUCACAGGAAAAAAGUUGGAAUUUUACUCAAUAUCAGUCGCAAUUUUACAAGAAAAGCUUAACAUUUGGGCAAUUUAAUGGAAAGAGACGUAAUUUUACAAAAGACACAACUUUGCAAGAAAACUUCUCAACUUUUGGCACCAUUAUAAUAACAAUCGGAAUUUUAUUCUGCGAAAUUAUGACAAAAGUCAUCAUUUUACUAAAAAAAUUGUCACUAUUUUACAAGAACAACAAGAAAAUUAUCAAUAUUGUGAUAAAAUUCAAUUAAAUAUAAAUACAAGAACACACACAUGCACGCACGCACACACACACACACACACACACACACACACGUUCUUGCCGUUCUGAAAUUCUGGAGACCUGACAAAAAAAUGCCUCCCUCUCUAGGACCAGCCUUUCUAGAUAUUAAAGAUGUGUAUUUACAACAUUAAUAAUAUAUACAUACUAUGCAAAUAUAAAAAAGCUUGUUGUGAAAAAUUAGUUGGAAUUUCACAAGAAAAAUGUCACAAUUUCACAGGAAAAACGUUGGAAUUUUACUCAGUAUCAGUUGCAAUUUUACAAGAAAAGCUUAACAUUUGGGCAAUUUUAUGGAAGACUCGUAAUUUUACUCGACAAAAGUCACAACUUUGCAAGAAAAGUUCUCAACUUUUGGCACCAUCAUAAUAAGAAUCGGAAUUUUAUUCUUUGAAAUUAUGACAAAAGUCAUCAUUUUACUCCAAAAUAUGUCACUAUUUUACAAGAACAACAAGAAAAUUGGCAAUAUUGUGAUAAAAUUCCAUAAAAUAUAAAUACAACACACACACACACACACACACACGCACGGAGGUCUUCAAAGGAGAUGACAGUUACCGUGCGGUUUGAAAGGUAGAAAUGGAUGUUUGUGGUGGUAAGCCCAACGCAAAUGAACAAACACAAAAUAGAAAAAAAAACCUCCUGCUGUUGCCAAUUGUCGCUUUUGCAUCCUGCUUUCUUCUCCCCAAGCGUGAAGAUCCAGGCAACCUCUAAAGCCUUGGGCCCCCCCGGCCUGUUUAUUUCUUUCUUGAAUGAGGUUGUCAUGGCGACUGAGCGUAAAACAGACCCGGGAAAACCGAAAGAGGAGGAGAGCAUGUCUGUGAAUUUGUACCAUUUUUGUUCCUCCUCGUACGUAUCAAGUGACACUUGUUGCAUAUUUUAACGUCUCUUUUUUUAAUUAUUUUGUUUGAAUGUUCCGCUUUUACUCGUACCGUUGAAUUGUUAUUUUUUUUUCUCUUAUUGUUGCGUUGUGCUAUUUUAUUUGGUCAUUAUUUUUGAUUUUGUUUCACGUGGCAACUUUGAAAGCAUGUCGUGCACAAAACUCGUCUAUAUGCCUUUACACGGAUAUCAUGUAUAUAUACUAUAUGAGUAUCAUGAUUGACGAGUAUGAAUGUAUCGCAGAUUUAAAGGGGAUAUUUUUGAAGAAGAAUUUGAUGUUUGGGAGGUUUGAAACGAAUAUUUUUUUAAGAGAAUGAAAAAAAAACAUACAUACAUAUAUAUAUAUAUAUAUAUAUCUAUGAUAGAUUUUAAACAGCCCUGCCCCUUAACAUGAAGUGCAAUGUCAGUGCCUCUUGCAAUGUGUAUUUAUGUUUUAUAAAACAGUAUAAAAGCACUAUAAGAGACUAAGUAAAUGUAUGUUGGUAUGUAACUAUGACGUUUAAAGUUGUGGCCACGCCUUUUUGUUCUUGUCUGUUUUUUUCUCUGUGAGGUCUGACCCAGAGCUGCCAAAAGGACCAAAACAAAUAUUACAACUUUCCAGACAAUAUAUACUGUUUUUAUAUUAUUUGCAGAAAAUAUCCAUGCACAAUAAACGUAGUGACCUGAAAGGUGUAUUUUGAAGUCCAGCAUACGCAUUCAUUCCCUUAUUUACCGUGAUAGCCGCUUUGUUUUGAAUAAAUACACACUUUCUAGCACAA